Messenger RNA from Aspergillus sclerotioniger CBS 115572, 1072 nucleotides. RefSeq lists its product as uncharacterized. The coding region runs from base 36 to 980 and encodes 314 amino acids. The record is from RefSeq and is a predicted model, not a curated record. NCBI's taxonomy places the organism in Eukaryota, Fungi, Ascomycota, Eurotiomycetes, Eurotiales, Aspergillaceae. The transcript is spliced from 2 exons.
CAUCUCGCGGGUCUCAAACUGUCGAUGCUGCAAGCAUGGCUGACACCACAUCCACCAUGACAACAACCGCAACAACCGCUGCAACAGCUCUCCUCCCCUUGACGACCAUAUUCAUCCCGCCCAGCUCAUGUAUCAACAAUCUCUGGCUCGUGAGCAGUAGCACCAAAACAUGGAUGAACCUGGGGCCAAGAAACACGGCCGAAUGUCUCCCCUCUAGCUGGGAAGUUUCAAGCUAUUAUUCUCCGGGAUUAUGUCCGAGUGGCUAUAGAAUUGCUGCCAGCGACACUAUCUAUGAUGGAAGUGUCAUUGAGACCGCGGCAACCUGCUGUCCAGUAACUGGUAUACAAACAUACUCGACCCGAAAUACAUAUACUCCCGGUUGGACCGAACUGGAAGUAUGCACGUGGCAACCAGGAGACAAAACCAUUCUCGGUUACACAUAUAUCUGGCUCGGCACAGAUGGAUCUACCUCCAGCACCACCACCAGCAUGUCCAGCGAUGGCCACAUUAAUGGAUAUGGUAUCUCCAUUCGGUGGCAGUCGACUGAUUUCACGACUCCGUCAGCCACGACAACGGCGGUAUCUACUGCAUCUAGUACAUCAACCACAGACACAGCCACAAACACAUCCACAAACUCAUCUACAACCUCAUCAACAGCUUUACCCACAGCCUCACCCAGCCCAUCAGGGCUCUCGAGCGGAGCUAAAGCAGGCAUUGGCGUCGGUGUCGCGGCGGGAGCUGUUCUGGCCAUAUUCCUUGUGCUGUUCUUGAUGCGGCGACGAAAAGCAAUAUCCCCAGCUUCGCAGUUCUCGUCCCAGGCACAGAGUUAUCGAGAAUUACCUGCUACAGGGACAGGGGCGACUAUGGUGGAACAAGUGGAAUUGCCUGCUGGAGGGUCAACGGGGUUUACAGCGGGUAAAGCAGAGUUGCCUGCAGGAAUAAACAAUCCUACAACGUAUAUAGCGGAGCUGCAUGGGUAGUGGUGAGGAAUGUCAUGAUUUCACUCAUCCUUUUGGAGUUUUAUGUGGACUGCUUUGGAAGGUCAAGACCCCUUGAGUAGGCGUAUAAUGGU